UUUAGCCAAGAAAAGAUAACUACGUAAGAUCGACAAGCCGGCCACGCAAGCAAUUUACUAUUCUAUUGCAAAAGUUGGAAAGGGAAAAAUCAUUAAAAUGGGGUUAUCACCAGCAAUUUCGAGUGUGAUUUCUCUGACACUUGGUAUGUCAAUGUUUGCUGUAAUGCAGAUGUUCAAACAACAGUUGGCAGCUACAGAAUAUAUGACAAUACUAGGAGGUUUACUUGGUAGCAUUGUGUUCAUCUUUGUCUUGACUGGUGUCAGUAAUCUAGAAACUUCCUUAUUUGGAGGUGGAUUUCAAACUAAACUUUUACCAGAAGUCGCCUUUUGUUUAGCCAUGGCCAUGUUUGCCUCUGGUCUCAUCCACAGAGUUUGUGUAACAACUUGUUUUAUAUUUUCACUGGUGGCUUUAUAUUAUAUCAAUAAGAUAUCUCAGAAAGUUCAUGCUCCUGUAGCUGUGCAGUCAACAGGGAAAUCUACUCCAGGAAAGAAGAAACGUUAGUGUGAUCUACAACAUUAUACAAUGAUCAUCUUUUGUAUUAGAUACUUAUUAAAUUGAUUUAGGAAAUCUCA
Mytilus californianus (California mussel) is the source of this 573-nucleotide messenger RNA. Its product is annotated as keratinocyte-associated protein 2-like. Bases 98 to 502 code for a protein of 134 amino acids. The record is from RefSeq and is a predicted model, not a curated record. Lineage: Eukaryota; Metazoa; Mollusca; Bivalvia; Mytilida; Mytilidae. The transcript has 5 exons.